Messenger RNA from Rosa rugosa (rugosa rose), 318 nucleotides. RefSeq names its product AT-hook motif nuclear-localized protein 7-like. Gene Ontology annotation, molecular function: minor groove of adenine-thymine-rich DNA binding. The transcript has 4 exons. NCBI's taxonomy places the organism in Eukaryota, Viridiplantae, Streptophyta, Magnoliopsida, Rosales, Rosaceae. The record is from RefSeq and is a predicted model, not a curated record. Bases 1 to 318 code for a protein of 105 amino acids.
AUGGAUAAUGAUGUCACGAUGAAGAUUAUGACAUUCUCUCAACAAGGAUCUCAUGCUAUUUGCAUACUUUCUGCAAAUGGUACCAUAUCAAAUGUCACACUUCGACAACCCAGUACUUCUAGAGGAGAUAUCAACAUUACUGUGAAAAAUGGAUCAACUCUGGGCCGAUUUGAGAUACUUUCAUUGUCUGGAUCAUAUAUGCCAACUGAGAAUGAAGGAACAAAGAGCAGGUCAGGUGGCAUGAGCGUCUCUUUGGCAGGUUCAGAUGGUAGAGUUGUUGGACUGGCUGGUCUAUUGAUAGCUCCAGGACCUGUGUAG